Drosophila serrata is the source of this 1434-nucleotide messenger RNA. RefSeq names its product damage-control phosphatase 1. NCBI's taxonomy places the organism in Eukaryota, Metazoa, Arthropoda, Insecta, Diptera, Drosophilidae. Gene Ontology annotation, biological process: DNA damage response. Gene Ontology annotation, molecular function: phosphatase activity. Gene Ontology annotation, cellular component: nucleus. The record is from RefSeq and is a predicted model, not a curated record.
CAGUAGGAAUGAUUAGCGAGGCCGACAGCCGCACGGCCGAUGAUCUGGCGGCGGACAUCGAAAAGAAGAAGGAAAAUGAAUUCAAUGAGAAGAACCUUAUUAUCUAUUCAGCGCCAGGGGUGCAGGAGGAGUUGUCUGCCCGCUUCUUGCACAGCAUUGCCUACGUUACCCUUAGGCAACGUUCGCCGGGUCUCAUCCGAGACAUAAUUGCUUUCCUGCGCGACCGUGAACCGGAUAUUGUCAAGCAAUGCGGAGAGUACGCCCAUUUCGAUCUGAAGCGGACCGUGUGGAGUCUGGAGCUGUUGCGCGAGGAUAUGGUUGAGAACAAGGAGUUUGAAAUAUUUCGGGUCAAGGCCCCGGAUACCGAGCGUUGGAAUAAGUUCCUUAACGCCAUCGGUGAUGAUAAGAAACAAUGGUUUUCGUCGGUGUGGCUCCAUGCCGACUGCUACAUGUAUCGGCGCAUCUGGUCAAUCUUCCAGCGAUCGGAUACCCUUGUCGGCUACGAUUACUUCGGGGAGCAGAAGAUGCUGGCCACCAAAAAGGCGGUGAAGCUAAUGAAGUCCAUCCUAGGAUCCACCAAGGACCUGAAGCGCAGCAAAGAAAACUUUCAGCGCCUGCUGAAGCUGUCGCUGUGGGGCACCCGCAAUGCCUAUGUGUCGACCGCCCGCCUCAACGACAUGCUGGCGGAGUACGAAGCCGAUCUGCUUGUCGAUCAAUCGGCGGCGGUGUGGCGGGAUCUUAGACGGGCCUAUGAUCCCGUCUACGUGGAUAUUGUGACCGACAAUGCUGGCUUCGAGCUUUUCACGGAUCUCGUUCUGGGCGACUACAUCAUCCGAUCCCGGCUGGCGCAACGGGUGCGCUUCCACUUGAAGGCCAUUCCCUGGUUUAUUAUGGACGCCACCCACGAGGAUUUUCACUGGCUGCUUGACUUUCUUCGCGAACAAAAUCAUCCUGAGCUCCAAAACUUUGUCAAUGAUGUCCAGCAGCACUUGUUGGAUCGCUCCUUUAUACUGUGCGAGAAGAGCUAUUUCUGGACCAGUGGCUACGACUUCAGCCACAUGAAGGAGGUGCAGCCCUGCCUGUAUGUCUACCUCAGCGAGGCCUCGCUGGUGAUCUUCAAGGGGGAUCUCAAUUACCGCAAGCUGCUCGGCGACAUCAACUACAGCUCCACCGAUAGCUUCUCCGACUGCCUGCGCGGCUUCCAGCCGACCAGCGUCUGUGCCCUGCGUACCAUCAAAACGGACCUCUACUGCGGCCUGGCCGUCUGCCAGCUGGAGUGGCUGAACGAGGAUGAACCCGACUGGAUGGAGAAGGGCGAGAAGGGGGUUAUCCAGAUAGCAGUCAAGCAUCGCCUGUCGGGAGAUAUAAUUGUGGAGAUUUGAGAUACUCUAAGUCCUAAUUAAAUGCAGUUUUUUGUCCUGAUUUUAUUCCAAA